CACAUGUGUGUAUUAACGGCGUAUCUGAAGAAGGCAGCGAUACAUUGGUUGAGGGAGCGUUCUAGAAAGGCGAAGCUCGACGGAGGCGAGGAAAAAUGUUGUCAGGUCUAUCGAAAUGGCUUGUGGAUCCGAAGCGCAACCCCCUCGCGGCUAUUCACAUGAAGACCAUAUCCAAUCGCUUGCGGAAAUACGGUCUCCGACAUGACGAUUUGUACGACCCGAUGUACGAUCUUGAUGUGAAGGAGGCGCUGAAUCGGCUACCGAGAGAGAUCGUCGAUGCCAGGAAUCAGCGCCUCCUGCGAGCUAUGGACAUUUCAAUGAAGCACGAGUAUCUUCCAGAAAAUCUCCAGGCUAUGCAGACGCCAUUUAGGAACUAUCUUCAGGAUAUGCUGACUCUUGUUAAGAGGGAGAAUGCUGAGCGUAAAGCACUCGGUGCAUUGCCACUUUAUCAGCGCACCCUUCCUUGAGUUCGAUUGAUUCCAUCAUUGAAUAAAGGCAAGGUAAUCUUGAUCCCUUUCUGAGGCUGGACUCUCACUCAGUUUGAAUUUUCAACCUCUUUUCUUAUUGUUUGGUUCUUGGGUUUUAAGCAUAUCAUUUAAUAAUGUUGGAUUGAUUAGUUGUUGCUGCUAUCUCCAUAAAUCUGGAAAAAUGGCUGCAUUUUCUGAAGGAUUAUGUUUUAUUUUAUCAGGAUUUUUAUUUAGGUUCUCUCACAGUUGUUUGAAGUAAUAAGAAGGUGCAUGUGUUAAUAAUG
This is a messenger RNA of Andrographis paniculata, 751 nucleotides long. RefSeq names its product cytochrome b-c1 complex subunit 7. Bases 96 to 467 code for a protein of 123 amino acids. The transcript has 4 exons. Lineage: Eukaryota; Viridiplantae; Streptophyta; Magnoliopsida; Lamiales; Acanthaceae. Gene Ontology annotation, biological process: mitochondrial electron transport, ubiquinol to cytochrome c. The record is from RefSeq and is a predicted model, not a curated record.